AUGACGAAUGAGGGUACUAUUCGUUGGGGCGAGGAUAAUAAUGAUAAAAAUAAUUCGUCUCAAGACAACAAACCUAGUAAUGAUAAAAAUAACAAUUAUAUUCCUGUAGUGACAGGAAACUGUGAAUCUUUAGGCAAAUGGGACAAGGCGCAACCCAAAGUGGUUCUUAAAAACCAACCUGAUUCGACUCUUUGGAUAUCAGACCCUGUUGAAUUUCCCUUAAAUGCCGAAGUGUCAUACAAGUACGCUGUAUUUCGUAAAGGUUAUGGAUUUUUAUCAAAAAAAAUUUCAUAUUCAUUCGAAACUUUUGAAGGUUCAGGCUCCAGUACAAAUCGUCAAAUGGUGAUUCGAAAGAACCAUUAUGACAUUUGGCAGAGUAGGGAUAAUAAGUUCAGAAUUAACUCGGAUAGACUCAAAAGAGAUUUUCGUUUCAUCAACUGUAUUUACGAUUCCAUUAACGAACAAAAUUUUAAAGAAAAAAUAAUGGAAUUUCAAACAGUCAGUCUUGAACAUCGAGAUUAUGUAAACUUCGUAACAAACCUUGAUUUUAUACGUAAUAAAUUAUUGGAAUCCGACUCGAUUGCAAAAAAUUGUGCCUUGUUCAUACUUCUUGGGUAUUACAUGGAACGUCCAAAUAAACAUUUAUUUGAAAAUAUGAACUACUUACCUGCAAGUUUUCCUUCUGACACUUUGCUUAAUGUGCUUAAUUAUCUCGAUCCUGUUACCGGAACUAAGCAAUACAUCAUGCUUUCUCUAAGAGCUAUCAUUCAACAUAGUUCAUCUUGUGGUUCUUUGGCAUGGUUGAAAAUGUUUGAACUUGCACCAAAACUUGAUGAAGAUUAUUCUUUUUUGGAAAAUAUCGUUAAUUUUGAUUACUCUAAGAAUCAUCACAACUUUUUUCAGUCCUUAUUAGAGAAUGUUAAACCCCACAUUUUGAAUCUACAUUUAAAGGCAGACAUAUUUCGUCGUGUCACGCAGAACAUUCCCCAAAAUCUUAAAUUUUCCACUAUAGGUUUAUUCCUCGAUAGACUUUUAAAAUUAUUACAACUCAAGGAUAUCUCAUGGAAAGAACGAGAUCUUGAAUCUUUAAUCAAAUUUAUUAAAGAACCGCAUCCCGAUUGGCCAGAAGGCAUGCUUUUAAAUGUAAUCGAAGGAAUUGUAAGAUCCGACCAAAUAUUAUUAUUACAAUCAUUUCCCGAAAUCCUGAAGUUGGCCUUGGAUAAAGAUAUUCAUCGAAGCGUGUCAAAGGAGCUCUAUUCUACAUCUGAAAAUUGGCUUCGAAAUAUUAUCAAGGCCCCCCGGAAAAAACAAAUAAAGAAUAUUGCACACACCACAUUCCAAAAUCUUUCUCUCAUAUAUCCCAUAGUAAAAAAUCGUGCAUCUACUUGUGCCGAAUUAAAAAGGAUUGUGAAUGGUAUUUUGACACCUUUGUCUGAAGACUUGAUUUUCAAAAUAGCUCCUUAUGUCGGUGAAUUCGAUCCUGACGUUGUUGAUAUCUAUUUUACAUGGAUAAAGGAAAGGCUUGAUCAAAAUUUACGUGAAGCGGAUGAGCAACUUUUACAGAAAAUAAUGCAAAUUUGUGAUUCUAAAACUAUACUUCAUAUUAAAAAUAGGUUAUGUGAAGAAAUCCUUUGUCACAUAUUCGAUCAGUUGCAGACAAAAGCAAAAAGAAAACUUUAUAUAAAUGAUGAAGAUAAUCUUGAUAAUCUUCAACUUUCCUUACUGCAAGUCUCAAACUUCUGGAAGACUAUUUUUCUUGCGACGGGAAACACUCAAAGGAUUUAUUCACAUCCAUAUGUUGAUGAAUCAAGAGAAAUCGUUAGCACUUUAGCAAUAUCAAUCACAAGUAAUAAAAUUACUCUAGGAUUGAUGCAGGAAAUUAUAAAAUACGUUUCGCAAGAUUAUAAUAUUCUUAUCGAAUUCGUCAAUUCUUCAGUAAAAGACAAAGCAGAACUCCAAAUUACGCAUGAGAUAAUAGAUAAUCUUUCUCAACAAUGCAUUCACUAUACAACAACUUAUCUUCGGCUUGAAAAAUUUUAUAACAGAUUUUGUUCUUUUCAAAAAAUUACUGAUUCGCAGAAAUAUAUUCUCGAUUUACAAAGACGAGGUGCCUUAAUGAACAGUUACACGAUUGAAGAACUAAAUUCUCCGGAACAUUGGACAAUUCAUAUGGAUGCUAUUAUUGCUAUAGAUUCAUUUUUUCAUUUGUCCGAAUCACAUACUUUCUAUAAUAUAUUUGAAGCUACUUUGGAAAAUCGCGAGUUGGAUGUCUAUACAAUUAUAAAAGAAAUUGUUAAGAUUGCAAUUGAGGCCUAUACAGAGGUGUGCCAAGAAUAUAAGAAUUGGGAAAAGAUCAAAUAUUUGGAGGCCAAGCCUUUAUGGAAUAAGGUUGAUGUAAAAAAAGUCGAAGCAGAAGUUUACUUUUUGCUUCCUCAUUGUGAUAGAUUCAAAGAUAUAACUGAAAGACGAAAGCGAGAAGAAGCUAAAAACUUAGUUGUUACGAUUCAAAACCUGGUUCAAGUAGAUGUACAUAUUUCCCGAUUAGAACAGCUAAACACGAUGCUAAAAGAGACUUGGAAAUUUCAACUUGAUCCAAAAUUCUGGUCGAAUAGAAUUUUACAAGACUUGAAGAAUGAGGAUUUGACUCUUGAUAACUUAAAUAAAGUAUCCAAGGAUUUAAAUAAAUGUGUUAAAAAAUAUGAAUUAACUAAAGAAGUUUGUGAGGUUAUUAAGGAAAUUUCUUUUGCCCCAGGAUUUAUUGAUUUCCUUAAAACUGUAAGAGAUGACCUUAAAAAUUUGAUUAAUGGCGUUGAUGACCAUUCGGAUGAAAGAUUGAUGCAAGCGGAUACAGUAUCUGCUUGUAUUCAAGUUAAAUCAAUUUUGGAACCUUUGUUUGAUAAAAAUACGAAGGAAUUUUUCAGUCAUGCCUUUGAAUUGUUCUGGCCCAAAUUCAUAGAAGUUGUCAAGCCAAAUCCCUCCUUAUCUGUCAAAAUUAAUCUCUGUAAUGCAAAUUACCAAGCUCUGAAAAAUAUGUAUGAAAACAUUUCAAGGCGUGGUGAAAUUACCAAACAACGAAUAAAUAAUUGCGUCACCAAAGGGAAAUAUGAUUUUAUGCGCGCAGAAAAUGAAGAACAAAAAUGCAUAGCAAGAUUAUCAUAUUCUAUCAAUACACCCGACAACAAAGUCGCCGAAUACAGUUUUGCAGAUUUGCAAGAUUUACGGGGACGUGCUAUUUUAAUUUCAAAGGCACCUGUAACAUCAAAAGUCUCUGAAGAUGAGGACAAUGGAAGUGAUGAAAUUACAGCAGCUAACAUGAAUGAAUUUGUUAUUCAAGUCGAUCUUUGUCACCAAAUCAUCAAUGUUGCGUCGAAAUUAAUAGAAAGACAUUUUACCUAUCGUAAAUUUUUUGUAACAACCGCUUCUACAAAGGAGAUGACACAUUUACUUGAGCUCUUAACAGCAGACUUACAAAAAUGGGAAGAAAUAGUAGAUGAGGCACAAGAACAAUAUUAUUACUUGACUUUUUAUCCAGCCCGGCAUAUCUUGAAUUUUUAUGAUUAUUUCUUUGAAAAAGAAACAGAUGAAGAAGUUAAUAAUCAAUGCGGAAAACUUUUACGAUUUGUAAAUGAGAAAGCUUUAUUGCCUCCUCCAGAAUUAUUAAAAUUAGAUAUUUCUCUUGAAGUUGCUAAUUUUUUCGAUAUAAUGAGCACGAUUGGAACCAUUUUAUAUGAUAUAUUCUCUAAAACUCCAGUACAAAGAAGAAAAAUUUCAUCAAAAGUUGAACGGAUUACUUCUAAUGUAGUAAAACCAGGCCAACUCUUUGUUGCAUCAUGCAAUGAUGAAUAUCGAGUCCCAAAUAUUAUUAUGAGCUUAUAUGCUAAUUAUGAAUACUACCCUGAACCUUGGCAACUUCUUAUAUGUAAUGCAACAACUACGGCAGAUGAUCUCUUAAUUUUCACUAAACGAUGUUUCUUUGCGGAAAGAAAUAGAUAUGAUAAAUACCUAUUUUGUAUAGCCAACGUGGAGGUUCUAGAUUUUGAACUCCAAUAUCAGUUAGUGAAUAGCAUUCGUUCAUUAUGUCAAAAAGAUAAAAAUUUUCAUUUAGCUUUAAUAUGCUGUCGUAAAGGUGGAGAACAUCAUCAUAUUCUUGAACAAUUUAAUCAAGAUGUGCAUUUUAUCACAACAGGAUUAGAAACUGAAUCCAUGAGCGUAAUUUACGAAGAAUUAGCCCCUAAUGUAACUUGUAUAUCAUCCGAUUUAUCCGGACAAGGAAAAACUGAACUAAUAAAAGAUUAUAGUUUUGAGAAAAAAUUAAUUCCACGAAGUCUGUCAAUUAGUGAUGAUGUUCAGUUUGGUAAACUUGUUCAGAAAUUGUCUGAACUAAAACUCAAAAAAUUUGAAAGUCUACAUCUUAAUAUAGCAUUAAUAAAUUAUCCUUAUGAUGUCAAUAUGUUUCUUUUUGAAUUGUUGAGUUUAGGCAUAGUAUCAAAUGGCACUGAUAUUGCUUUCAUUCCUCAAACUCAGAUCUUUAUAGAGGUAGCUUCAACCAUGAAUCAACAUCUUCUCAAUUCUCUCCCGAUAACAGGAUAUUUAAAGAAAAAACACUUGUCGUGGGAUAUCAAUAAAUUAAUAGUUUCUCAACAAUUUAAUAGUUCAAUUCAAAUUGUUUCAAGAUAUUUAGAUGAAUACGAUAACGAUCUUCUUGACGAGAAUAAUAUAUCUUUGGCAGAGCCAGCAGAACCAGAAGCCAUAGAUACGCUAAUAUCUCAAAAACGUAGUCGCCAAUUGAUUCAUAAAUAUUUCUUUAAUGAGCAACCUAAGGAUGUUGAAUCAUAUCGAUUCCUUGAAAUAUUUCUUGAUGUGCUCGCAGAUCAGUUGGUCCGGAUGUCAAACAGCACCUUUUUCCGAGUUGAAGUUUUGAAAUCAAUGGUUACAGAACAGGGUAUUAGAAGUACUUUAUUAGAUGCUUUACUAGGCAUAUCAAAGGAAUUUGCCACACGAUCAUUCGAUUCUAAGGUCGAACAGAAAAAAAAUCUUUCAGAAGAAGAAAAAGCUAAACUUGGGACCAUUAAACCUUGGGAAGAGUCAAAUCAUUUAUUGGUAGUUUUCUUAUCACAAUCCCCAGAUUCAAUAUGUGCAUUAUAUCGAGAUAAUAAGUUAGUUCCCGAAAAUGUUGAAGGUUUAUUAAAAAGUCAACAUUCCGGCACUAAAAAUUUUUCUUUAGAGGAUUAUGAAAAAAUGUCCCCCGAAGAUAUCUUAAAAAAGUUGGAAAGUCUUGCUAGGACAACGAACAAUAGACGAGUAUAUUAUAAAUAUGCUUUAUCAGUAGAAAAUCUGUUAAAAAUGGCAUUGAUUUUAUUAAGAGCUCGUGCAAAUAUUCCAGUAGUGGUUUGUGGCGAGGCUGGAUGUGGAAAGACAAGUUUGAUUCAAUUUUUGGCUCACGUGAUAGAUGUUGAAUUUGAAGCUCUUAAUUUGCACGCUGGAAUUAGUGAAGUCAAUAUCUUGGAAUUUAUGGAAAAAGGAGAAAAGCUUGCUAAAAAAGGACAAGUUUGGUUAUUUUUUGACGAAAUUAAUACAUGUAAUCAUAUCGGUCUUCUCGGUGAACUUAUCGCUCAUCGAAUUCUAGAUGGAAAACAAAUACACCCAAACAUACGAAUAUUUGCUGCCUGCAAUCCAUAUCGUAUUCGUACUAAAAGCCAGAGCGAAGCUGGUCUGGGUUCUAAAGUUAACAAAAAUCUGAAAAAUCUUGUUUAUCAAGUACAUCCUCUCCCUGAUCAAAUCCUAGAUUAUGUUUGGGAUUAUGGUGUAUUGAGACCAACGGAUGAAAAAAUUUAUAUUGAUAUUAUGGUUAAGAAAUCCUUAAAAGAUAUAAUUAAAGAUCACGGAAGCAAUUUGCUUUCAGCGCUCAUAUUCUGUUCGCAAGAAUUUAUUCGUGACGUAGAAGGAAAACAUAGUGUUAGUUUGCGCGAUGUUAAAAGGGCUCUAAAUUUUGUUAGUUUCUUUAUUACUAGUAUCAAAAAACGAAGAAGUUACAAAUGGCAAUAUUCAUAUGGAUAUGAUCCUAUCGAUGAUUUUGCACGUUCCUUUCUUUUGUCUUUGUAUCUUUGUUAUCAAACAAGAUUGUAUGACCGAAACUUAAGAACGAAGUAUUGUGAAAAUAUUUGCGCAGUUUAUAAUAAAAAGAGAACCGAUAAACUGACGGUCGAACGUUUUAAGAAAAUUAUCCGUGACGAGCAACAAGAUUUUAUGAAUAGAAUGGUUAAACCACCACAGACCGCAGAAAAUGAAGCCUUGUUAGAAAAUGUACUUGUGAUUAUUGUGUGCAUAUUAACUAAAAUUCCUGGUUUUAUAAUAGGAGAACCGGGCGCAUCAAAAUCAUUAGCCAUGCGUUUGGUUUCUCAAAAUCUUCGUGGAGCAGAUUCUAAUGAUUUUUAUUUUAGAGAUUUGCCCCAAGUUUAUGUCAUUCCUUACCAAGGUUCUACAUCAUCUACAUCUGAUGGUAUUGAGAAAGUAUUUAGAAAAGCAGAAGAUUAUCAAAAAACAAAUGCACCAGAUUUUCCUUUAAUUACAGUCGUCUUGCUUGAUGAAGUUGGCUUGGCGGAAACUUCUCCACAUAAUCCGUUAAAGGUCUUACAUUCUCUACUUGAACCCUGCUAUCCAGCUGAAUUUCCCAAUGUAUCUGUUAUUGGAAUAAGUAAUUGGAGAUUAGAUAAUUCCAAGUCAAGUAGAGCUCUCUUAGUACAAAGACCAAAAUUCGAAGAAAAAGACCUCAUCGAUACUGCUGAAAGAUUAAUGAGCAAGAAUAAUCUUUUGAGCAGAAUUUGGAGUUUAAGUUUAACUCCCAAGUUGAAAUCAUUAGCUGAAUCAUUUUUGAAAUAUGAAAAAGUUCAGCCCAUUAAGAAUUUUCAUGGGCUUCGAGAUUAUUAUUCACUUGUUAAAAGUCUCAGCGCUAGUGAUAUGUCUCUAAUUGCUACACAAAUGGCUCUGGCUAGAAAUUUUGGAGGAACAAACCAAAUGGAUCAAUUAUGGGAAAAUCAUUUUAAAGGUGUGAUUACGGCUUUCCAUGGUCGUCAAAUGCAAUACAAAAAAUUCCUAGUCGAAGACCUUAUCAAAGCGAAUCUUGAAGAUAAGGGAUCAAGACAUUUAAUGGUUAUAGGAAAAAGCGAUUCUAUUGUUAAUUUAUUAACAUAUAAGCUUCGACAAUGGAGCCAAGAAUUCGCCGAAAAGCAAAAUGAUUCCAUUGGUUCAUCAAGUUGGGAUAUGGAACCUGUGGUUAUUUACGGUAGUCAAUUUCCUAAUGAUGUUGAAGGAGUUGAUGGGGAUUAUCAAUAUGGUGUUUUGAGCAGAAUAAUGAUGUGUGUAGAAGCUGGUAGACCUUUGAUAUUAACAGAACUAGAUAUUAUAUAUGGGAGUCUUUAUGAUUUAUGGAAUCAAAAUUAUAUUACAGUUGGGAGAGGUGACAAUCAAAAAUUUUAUACCCGUGUCGCUUUAGGUGCUUAUUCAAAUCCUAUGGUUUUAGUACAUGAUAAUUUUAGAUGUAUCUUGGUGCUUGAUGAAAAGAAUGUUAAUUUUGCUGAUCCUCCACUUCUUAAUCGAUUUGAGAAACAAAAAAUGUCAACCAAUGAUACUUUGGAUGAUAGAAUGAGAAAACUUGUUAAUACAUUGGCAGAUUGGUGCAAAGAAAUAUCUUGUUUUGUUGAAAAAGGCAAAACUUCCAAAUCUGAAUUCAAAGAACAUGAUAUGUUCAUAGGAUUUGAUCUUGAAGAAACAUUACAAAGCUUAGUAAUUCAUAACUUUUCAAACUCUGAAACAGAUGAUGAAGAAAAGAUUCUUCUUAAAUGCAAAGAAAUGCUAAUAAACAUUGCAUCAUCAGACGGAAUUAUUAGAUCAAGCAAUUCUAGGUUAUCUGUUGAUCUCGAAGAAGUGAAUAAGUGGAAGAAUAUAUAUUUCCAUGAACAAUUUCAUGAUAAUUUGGCAGCAUAUGUUCAAUCUUUAUUGGAUAAAGAUAUAGAAGAUGAAGGAUUCAAAGUUAUUGUCAACACUUUUUCCAAUAUUAAUAUAGAUGUGGAGUCAUGUCUGGAUGGAAUAUUAACAUGUCAAGUUGAUAAGAUAUCAACUUUUAAAUCUGAAGCUCAACUUACAGCUCGAAUUAAGCAAUUUUUUGAAUCAGAAAAAAAUUUGUUCAUUUUACAGUGUGAUCUAGAGAAUGUUAAACCUGGAUGCGUUAAACUUGCGAAAUUCAUUAUCGAGCAAUUACGAAAAGAAUACAUGAUUUCAAAUGAAUUUUCUGAAGUUUCGAAACCUAUUAAACAUGCUUGUAUAAUCCUUCAUGUGAGACGAGAAAAUAAAGAAACAUCUGGUUCUUUCAACUUCAUGUGUGGAUGGAAUAUCGUGACCGUGGAAAAUUUAGUUCCUCAAGAACGACCAUUGACCUCAUAUUUGGAUAAUAGUUUUGAAAGUAUACUUGAUACUAUAUAUCCCUUUAAAGAAAUUAUGAUUGAAGAAAUAUUUUGGUGUUUACUUUGUAUGCGAUUUCCUUCUACUUCCGAAUCUGUUAAUUAUAUAAAGAUGCUUUCACAGGAAAUUCCUCGGCAUAAUGAAUUUCUAGAAUGCUUAAAAACCAGAUCGUUAGAAUGGAUUCAACAAAAUAUUUCUAAAGAUUGGCUUUUGCAAGUCGCCUCAAACAAAACUAAUUUGUAUUUAUAUUCAUCAUUUUCUACAUCUAUACAAACGUAUAUUCGGACUCAAAUUCGAAAGCCCAUUGCAAAAUUACUCUGUGUCUUGGAAUCUUUAUCAGGAUUGUCUCCAUUAUUCUUUAAUGACGACAUAAAUAAUUUUGGCGAUUUGUAUGAUGAUGAUACUUCAAAUAAUUUAUUUGAACUUUGGAAACAAUUAUUCAUGGAUACAAAGAUUGUUAAUAUGGAUUAUUUACUUGACCCGAAACCGGAUAUAUAUCCAAUGCCUGCUAAAAACCAUAAUCUCCAACUUCCAUUCUCUCCAUAUUUCAUGAAGCAAAUUGAUAAAUUUAAAAAAUUAUAUCAAGAAGACUUAGCGAUCCUUAUAGAAAAUGAAGAUAAUUAUGAUGAAGAGACUGGAGAAUUAAGUCAAGACAUUGUAGAGGAUUGCAUCGAAAGAUUUACAACAAAUAUUUGUAAUGCCGUACCUUCAUUAAAAUUACCUCGAUUCUUCGAAUCUUCAGAAUUUUAUUUCAGAGAUUUCAUUGUAUCUGUAUUACCCGGAUUUGAAAGAAAUGAAAGAGAAUUUGGAUUAUUGAAAUGGAUAAUUUUAUACCAUUUAAAUCAAAAAAUCCCUAAUCCCAUAAGACUUCAUGUGUUCUGGUGGAAAAAUUCUGAAGCUAUACUUGCAGAAUUACAAUUAGCAAUUAUGUGUCCCGAAAUUGUAAAAACCAUCUUGUCUUUAGAAAAUGAAGAAAUUGUUGGAUUUAAGUUCGAAGCUCAUAUAUUAAAGACAGUUGCUGAUACGAUGAUGGAGAGAGUUGGCUCUAUAAAUCUUAGACAAUCAGAAGAACGAGUAGCGAGUCAUGUUCAUGAAUGGCAACUUGAUGCCACCAAUAUUCUAUCGUUAUCUAGUAAAUUAUCAAAAGAUUCUUCCUCGAAUACUUCAAUACAACGAUUGCGCAUUUAUAACGAUUUGUCAAAAUCUCUCGAAUUACAAGAUUUAUUAGAGAUUCGAAAAAUAGAAAUCGAAUCUGAAAGUCCAGAUCUUCUUUCCGAAGAUUUUAUAGAUAACGUAUUUGCGAAAUUAAAUAAUUAUGAAAAAUCUGAAAUUAAUCUAGCUUCACAAAGAUCAUUUAUACACAGAUGUCUCAAUACAUUACCAUCCGAUUCAGAUGUUCGCCUAUUUCUUUAUGCAAAAAUAUUUUCUUCUGAUCCAUUACCAUUAUCCUUCCCUAUUAUUCAUCGUAUACUUAGUGAUGAAUGUGAAGAAAAUGAAAAUGUUUUCUUUGAAUUAAUACAAAAUCCCUUUGAAAUUUUGGAAUUCUCCCGGAACCUAAAAGUAAUUAAUGAUAUUUUGGAAAAACAACCGGAUUCUCCUAUUUCCGCGUUAUGCGUUGAUGUCAUCCAAACACAAUUCCUUAUAAAUUACGAUUUACAAAAAUUAUCUCUAUACUUUAUGGAUGCGACGCAAAUCUUAUUUACGGAUGAAGUUAAAGCUCUACAACUGAUAUCAUCAAUUUCUCUCUUAAAAUCUUUUGGAAAUGCUUUUUGGUCAACUAGAGGACAAGAAAACUUCUUAAUCAACCCAGUUGAGAUUGAUGAGGAUGAAGAAUUGGACAUAAAUCUUCGAAAUAUUAAUCAAAGAAUGGAAUUGCCUAAUCCUUUGAUUCAUUCAUUCUUGAUUUAUUUACUUAAGGCAUUAAAGCUUUCACAAGGGUUUUCACUUGAUGAUAUCAAACGUUUUUGUCAAACAAAUAAAAACUCCAUGCCUUGGCUUAAUGGAUUAGAAUGGACGGAAAAAGAAGGUGGCCGAAUUGAUUUUAAUCCAUAUUGGUAUUUGGAACAUUAUAAUCGUGCAGAACAUGCAGCAGAUAGAAUAUGUCGUGGUGAUGAAACAUUUUCGAAUGAACUUUUAAAAUCUAUUACCAAUGCAAAAGCAAAUGAAAAAGAUUUGGUCGAUCUUCGAGUUUCAUUUUCUGGAAUGAUAAUAACGAGAAUGUAUCAUAUAAGAGCAUCACGGGAAUUAAAUCAAGUUGAAACAAUAUUAGCUCAAAAAAUUUAUGCUUCCUUAGAAAAGGCACAUCUUCCAAAGUUUUACAAAGAGAUUAUGUUUAAAUUUAUAAAUAAUGAUCAUCCGCUUUGCAAACUUUCUGCAGAUGAUAGUAAUACUAGAUUACUUAUUUCUUCAAUAAUCGCUCACGUAGCGGCAUUACAUUCAUCCAUACCAUCAAAGUCAUCCCCAUUAGCAGAUUAUUUACAAAAUUUAGAAGAUUGUCAAAACAAUUUUAUUCUUACUUGUCCUUCUGAUGAAGUAUCAAUUGUUCUAAAUGCAUUAACAGCAGAAGGUAUUGCAGAUAAACGUAGUACAAGAUACAAAUGUCAAUGUGGAUAUAUUUAUAUAGUCGGAAAUUGUGGUAACGUUACGGAAGGGAGAGAAUGUCCAAAUUGUAAAAAUAUGAUUGGUGGUCAGCAAUAUAAUAGACCAGCUGAGGGAAAUGUUCGUUUAGAUGAUCAACCUGUAACUCAAGGAAUUAAUGCUAACAAUCAACCAGGAUAUUUAGUUGAGACUCAAAAAAACGAAAAUCAUUAUAGUAUUCGUUCUAUGUCACCAACAGCUUAUCGAAUUCUCCGUAUAUUUGUUCAUGCAAUUAUUGGUAUAUUACAUCCAUCACCAAUUACUACCAAAUUUGUUAAUAAUACAGGAAAUACAAAUCCAAUUAUGGAUAUAACUCAAUAUUGUCUCCAAAAUAUCAAUAACGACUGGGAAGCAUUGAAAAAUAUUCUUGCAUGUACUGAUGAACAAUUAACAUUAAUGAUUCAUUCAAUACUUUCUCAAAUGGCAAAAAAUCCACUUCAAGGAGUUGCAACAAAAUUAAAAAUUCCUGCUGAACGUGAAGAAUGGGAGAAACAAUUCAGCAUACAAUAUGUAUCUCCUUUAGUCAAAAAUGUUAUGGGAUCUGCUACAGAAUUUCGUAGAUUAUUGGAAACAAAAUCAAAUGCUCAAAUAAAGAUUGAAUCAGAAAUUAAUGAGACAAUAAAUAUUGAUGAUACAUAUUGUAAGAUGCAUUUACCUUGCAUGUGGCGUGUUAUUGGAAUGCCUAGUAUGGAUAAUUUCCGCGCAUAUUACUUGAAUAAUCAUGAACAUGUUAGGGCAUUUCCAUUUUUGGAAGUUUUCUUGAAACAUGAAAAAUUUUUGGAAUUGAUUCAGUUUAUUCUACCGAUAGCGAAAUUCAUACAACUUUUGUCUUCAAGUCUCUCAUAUCGUUUGGAAAGACAAACCGCACGGGAAUUAACAUUUAGACAAUUUAUUAUUAACGAAUCUAAAGCCGAUUAUUCGGGUGAAACACAACGUUCAUGGGAUAGAGCUUUCGCGAGAUUUUCUGAAGCAUGGAAUAGCUUGAUUCCAUAUGUUAAAAGAUACGAAUGUCAUGAAUUACCUAAAGAAUUACCAAAAAUGUCAGAUAAUCUUCCAGUAGUGUUUGGAUUAGUCGAACCACAAGAUGAAUCAAUAUUUUUAUGUGCAGUCCUUUACUUUUUGGCUGAAUUACAAAAUAACUUCUUAAAAGAUGUCAUUGAAAUUCCUCCCGGUCAUUGUCAAUCUAUUAAAUUUUUAGAAUCAGGUUCCAAAAGAAAUAGAGAAUAUAACUUACAAUCAAUUAGAUUAGAAAAUAUUAAAAAUGAACAUAUUAUUGCAUAUGAAAAUAUAGAUGAUAUUUUCCUAUAUAGUCAAUUUGACUUGAGAAUAGGUCAUGGACAAGAAAUUUCAUAUGAUUUAUUCAAGAUUGAAGCGGAACUUGCUCAUUUAUUGGUAUAUGAAAAAGUAUUUAUUGAACCCUUGGAGAAAAAUUUAUAUUUGGAACAGUUUACAUAUCAUAAAGAAAUAUUCCAAGGUUCAAUGACCAUUUUGAACGAAAUUAAAGAAUUGGUGCCACAAGAACAUAUUCCAGAAGAUCGAAAAAUGAUAUUCCUUGGAAAUUCCAAAAAUACUCAAGGUAGCAGUUCAGGUCUUCAUGAUAAUUAUGAACCAUCCGGAAUGGAAAAUCCUAAAGAAUUACUUUCAGCAUUAGAAAUGAUCAUUUGUUUCUUGAAACGAACAUCAGGAGGAGAUGGGGAAAUGUUAAUUACUGAUUAUAUAGAAAAAUGGAUGAAAUUAACAGUUCUUAAAGUUAAUACAAGUUAUAAAUUAUUAACAAGGUCAGGUUUACAAAUCAAGCAUACAGUAGCAUUAUAUGAAUUAGUUGAAGAACACGUUGCGGAUGUAGUUGUAAAUUGUAUUCAUCCUAAAUACCAAGCCAAGAUUAAUAAUAUAAUUGAACAAGAAAUCAAAGAUUUUAUAUAUUUCAAAGAUGAUGAAUUAAAGAAGAGAAAUGAUAUUAAUUGGAAAAUUCCAGCUGAAGCAUUUGCUACAGCAUUAAAAAGAUUUAUCUUGAGACAUUUAACUGGUGGAGAAAGUAUUGUCGAUAUAGCACCUCUUUCUGCUUAUCUUGUUGAUGAGGAAUCACUUGAAUGUUGGCCAGAAAAUGUUUCCAAAAAGAUAAUCGAAUCCAAGUUCCCGAAUUCAUUAUUAGCUUCACAUACCUUCGCUGCUUAUACAUUUAUCAAAAAUGAAUUUGAGACACGUCGAUUGAAGCAACAUCUACAAAAUAUUAAAACCAAACCCACAACAUCAACAGCACCUAAUAAACCUCCUAAACCUAAACAUAAAGUUAAAUCUUCCAAAUUUGACAAGACAUAA
This is a messenger RNA of Diversispora eburnea, 13413 nucleotides long. NCBI's taxonomy places the organism in Eukaryota, Fungi, Glomeromycota, Glomeromycetes, Diversisporales, Diversisporaceae. The record is from the annotation of a GenBank genome assembly.